UCCUCCAGCGAGGCUGGGCUGGCGGUGGCAGCGGCGGGACGCCGGUGACCGGCGGAGGGGCGCCUCGGCCAUGACUGCAGAGCUGCAGCAGGACGACGCGGCCGGCGCGGCCGAUGGCCAUGGCUCGAGCUGCCAAAUGCUGUUAAAUCAACUGAGAGAAAUCACAGGCAUUCAGGACCCUUCCUUUCUUCAUGAAGCUCUGAAGAUACAUAAUGAAAUGUUGACUGAUAAAAAGGCCAGUAAUGGUGACAUCACCCAGGCAGUCAGCCUUCUCACUGAUGAAAGAGUUAAGGAGCCCAGUCAAGACGCUGUUGCUACAGAACCAUCUGAAGUAGAGGGGAGUGCUGCCAACAAAGAAGUAUUAGCAAAAGUAAUAGACCUUACUCAUGAUAACAAAGAUGAUCUUCAGGCUGCCAUUGCUCUCAGUCUCCUGGAGUCCCCCAAAAUACAAGCUGAUGGAAGAGACCUCAACAGGAUGCAUGAAGCAACCUCUGCAGAAACUAAACGCUCAAAGAGAAAGCGCUGUGAAGUCUGGGGAGAAAAUCCCAAUCCCAGUGACUGGAGGAGAGUUGAUGGUUGGCCAGUUGGGCUGAAAAAUGUUGGCAAUACGUGUUGGUUUAGUGCUGUUAUUCAGUCUCUCUUUCAACUGCCUGAAUUCCGAAGACUUGUUGUCAGCUAUAGUCUGCCACAAAAUGUACUUGAAACUUGUCGAAGUCACACGGAAAAGAGAAAUAUUGUGUUUAUGCAAGAGCUUCAGUAUCUGUUUGCUCUGAUGAUGGGAUCAAAUCGCAAGUUUGUAGACCCUUCAGCAGCCCUGGAUCUCUUAAAAGGAGCAUUCCGAUCAUCUGAGGAACAGCAGCAAGAUGUGAGCGAAUUCACACACAAGCUCCUGGAUUGGCUAGAGGACGCAUUCCAGCUAGCUGUUAAUGUUAACAAUCCCAGGAACAAAUCUGAAAAUCCAAUGGUGCAGUUAUUCUAUGGUACUUUCCUGACUGAAGGGAUUCGUGAAGGAAAGCCCUUUUGUAACAACGAGACCUUCGGCCAGUAUCCCCUUCAGGUAAACGGUUACCGCAACUUAGAUGAAUGUUUGGAAGGGGCCAUGGUGGAGGGUGACAUUGAGCUGCUUCCUUCUGACCAGUCAGUAAAGUAUGGACAAGAACGUUGGUUUACAAAGCUACCUCCAGUGUUGACCUUUGAACUCUCAAGAUUUGAGUUCAAUCAGUCCCUUGGUCAGCCAGAGAAAAUUCAUAAUAAGCUGGAAUUUCCUCAGAUUAUUUAUAUGGACAGGUACAUGUACAGGAGCAAAGAGCUUAUUCGAAGUAAGAGAGAAUAUAUUCGAAAGUUGAAGGAGGAAAUAAAAUUUCUGCAGCUAAAACUGGAAAGGUAUGUGAAGUACGGCUCGGGCCCAGCUCGGUUCCCACUCCCAGACAUGCUGAAGUAUGUCAUUGAAUUUGCUAGUACAAAGCCUGCCUCAGAAAGCUCUUCAUCUCAGAGUGACACACCAGUGACGUUACCAGUGCAUUGCCCGGUUUCUGAGCUGACAUCUGAGGGAAGUGCAAGUACAGAAAGCUCUUCUCAGGAUGCUGAAAGUUCCUUUCCUUCUCCUGAAGAUUCUCAACACAAGUCUAAGAUCAUGAGUAAGCCACUUCCAUCUUCUCAGUCUUCCAUGGAAAUGCCUACACACCCAGCUCCUCGAACAGUCACAGAUGAGGAGAUAAAUUUUGUUAAGACCUGUCUUCAGAGGUGGAGGAGUGAGAUUGAACAAGAUAUACAAGAUUUAAAGAAUUGUAUUGCAAGCACUACCCAGACUAUUGAGCAGAUGUACUGUGAUCCUCUCCUUCGUCAGGUGCCUUAUCGCUUGCAUGCAGUUCUUGUUCAUGAAGGACAAGCAAAUGCUGGACACUACUGGGCCUAUAUCUAUAAUCAACCCCGACAAAUCUGGCUCAAAUACAAUGACAUCUCUGUUACCGAAUCUUCCUGGGAAGAACUUGAAAGAGAUUCCUAUGGGGGCCUGAGAAAUGUUAGUGCUUACUGUCUGAUGUACAUUAAUGACAAGCUACCCCACUUCAAUGCAGAGGCAGCCCCAAAUGAAUCAGAUCAAAUGUUAGGAGAAGUGGAUGCCCUAUCUGUUGAACUGAAGCAUUACAUUCAAGAAGAUAACUGGAGGUUUGAGCAGGAAGUAGAGGAGUGGGAAGAAGAGCAGUCUUGCAAAAUCCCUCAGAUGGAAUCCUCUACCAGUUCAUCAUCACAGGAUUUCUCUACAUCACAAGAGCCUUCGGUACCCUCUUCUCAUGGGGUCCGCUGUUUGUCAUCUGAGCAUGCUGUGAUUGUCAAGGAACAGACUGCCCAGGCUAUUGCAAACACGGCACGUGCUUAUGAGAAGAGUGGGGUAGAAGCAGCCUUGAGUGAGCUUAAGGAACCUGAACCCAAGAAGCCCCUGCCCCAGGAAACAAACCUUGCAGAGCAGUCAGAACAGCCCCAAAAGGCUAAUGAUGCAGAGUCUGCUGCCCAGCCUAAUUCUGAGGUCUCUGAAGUCGAGAUUCCCAGUGUGGGAAGGAUUCUGGUUAGAUCUGAUGCAGAUGGAUAUGAUGAGGAGGUGAUGCUGAGCCCUGCCAUGCAAGGGGUCAUCCUGGCCAUAGCUAAAGCCCGUCAGACCUUUGACCGAGAUGGGUCUGAAGCAGGGCUUAUUAAGGCAUUCCAUGAAGAAUACUCCAGGCUCUAUCAGCUUGCCAAAGAGACCCCCACCUCUCACAGUGAUCCACGGCUUCAGCAUGUCCUUGUCUACUUUUUCCAAAAUGAAGCACCCAAAAGGGUAGUGGAACGGACCCUUCUGGAACAGUUUGCAGAUAAAAAUCUUAGCUAUGAUGAAAGAUCAAUCAGUAUUAUGAAGGUGGCUCAAGCUAAACUGAAGGAAAUUGGUCCAGAUGAUAUGAAUAUGGAAGAAUACAAGAAGUGGCAUGAAGAUUAUAGUUUGUUUCGAAAGGUGUCUGUGUAUCUCCUGACUGGCCUCGAACUCUAUCAAAAAGGAAAGUACCAAGAAGCACUUUCCUACCUGGUGUAUGCCUACCAGAGCAAUGCCGCUCUGCUCCUGAAGGGCCCCCGGCGGGGGGUAAAGGAAUCAGUGAUUGCUUUAUACCGAAGAAAAUGCCUUCUGGAGCUGAAUGCCAAAGCAGCUUCUCUCUUUGAAACAAAUGAUGACCACUCUGUAACAGAGGGCAUUAAUGUUAUGAAUGAGUUGAUCAUUCCCUGCAUUCAUCUCAUCAUUAAUAAUGACAUCUCCAAGGAUGACCUAGAUGCAAUUGAGGUCAUGAGAAACCACUGGUGCUCUUACCUUGGCCAGGAUAUUGCAGAAAAUCUGCAGCUGUGCUUAGGGGAGUUUCUUCCCAGGCUUCUAGAGCCCUCUGCAGAAAUCAUCGUCUUGAAGGAGCCUCCAACUAUUCGACCCAAUUCUCCCUAUGAUCUUUGUAGCCGAUUUGCGGCUGUCAUGGAGUCGAUUCAAGGGAUUUCAACUGUGACGGUGAAAUAAGUCUGCAUGUAUUCAAGGCCCAUCCUGAUCUGGUUGCCUUAUGGAUGCACAGAAUUCUGUUGUCACAGUGUUGCCCUUGGGAAAGGGAUUAGAUGGACAAGUAAGAUUUGGAUCCAGACCCUAACCAUCUGUGUGUGUAAAGAAGGAUUAAAAAUAAAAUUGCACUUUUUAGGUACAGAAUUGUAAAAAGCUAUUUUACUAGAAAAGGCAGGAACCAGGAAUUAUGCCAGAAGACCUAAAAUGCCUCUUGUACCUACAAGAAUGCUUGGGCUUUUCCAAGCCUUUUGUCACUUUUUAAAUUAUCCUUCAGGCAUAAAUGUUUUUGACAGCAGAAUAGAAGAGUGAUUCAUCAGAACCUGAACCAGAUGAACAACUGCUAGUUAUUUUAUCAAAUACAGGUGACAUUUAAAAAUUCUUACCUGCAGGAGAUUAGAAAUGUAAAUUUUAUUGGCUCUUGACAGGAGAUGACAAAAUGGGUUGCUGAUGAACUGCUGCCCUUUCACAUGUGGGUAGAAUACAGGGUCACUUGGCAAUAAGAAACUGAAAAGUCAGAAGAAAUCUGCCUCUCCUCCUUUCUUUCCCGCCCCCCCCUUCUUCUCCCUCUCUCUUUUAUUUUAUAUUUUUAAAUAAACCGUGAAACCUCAUACUCAGUCCUAAGUGAAAGAAAGGAAAGCAUUAAGGAUUUUAUAUAGAAUUACAUUGUGAAACUUGACUAAACAAAGCAUUUUGAUAGUUAACCACUUAGGUAAUUUUUUCUAACAUCUGAAAAUUGUCAAAAACAGGCGUCUAAGGCUGCUGCUGGCCCAAAAGAACAUUUUUAUCCCCCAUCCCUUUUUUGCUUUUGAAAAUAAGAGAUGUGGAUUUGUAAAAAGAAAAUUAUAUGUAUAUGUAUAUGUAGAAAGAGAAAUAUCCCAUUUGACCGUUUUUAAAAGGCUCUUCAUUUGGGGAUUGUGUUUUAACUAAAUUUAAGGAUUAAUGGGAGAAUUGUGGGAGGGAAGAACACUUGAUACAACUAUGCAGAUUUUAUAAGUGUGCAAUAAAAGCAUUUGUUUUAUU
This is a messenger RNA of Choloepus didactylus (southern two-toed sloth), 4582 nucleotides long. It is a transcript of the gene USP28, whose product is annotated as ubiquitin specific peptidase 28. Gene Ontology annotation, biological process: protein deubiquitination; DNA damage checkpoint signaling; regulation of protein stability. Gene Ontology annotation, cellular component: cytosol; nucleus. NCBI's taxonomy places the organism in Eukaryota, Metazoa, Chordata, Mammalia, Pilosa, Megalonychidae. Gene Ontology annotation, molecular function: cysteine-type endopeptidase activity; cysteine-type deubiquitinase activity; protein binding. The transcript is spliced from 27 exons. The record is from RefSeq and is a predicted model, not a curated record. The coding region runs from base 71 to 3526 and encodes 1151 amino acids.